Patella vulgata (common limpet) is the source of this 2158-nucleotide messenger RNA. RefSeq names its product coiled-coil domain-containing protein 42 homolog. The transcript is spliced from 8 exons. The coding region runs from base 112 to 1191 and encodes 359 amino acids. Lineage: Eukaryota; Metazoa; Mollusca; Gastropoda; Patellidae. The record is from RefSeq and is a predicted model, not a curated record.
ACGUGAGCUUGUUUAGACAUGGCGACUUACGGAGAUUAUUUCUAAUUACACAUAAUGGUUUAGGUAUAGAGAAUUUCCUACACGUAAAGAAAGAAAAACCUACAAGAUAAAAUGGCUGCGACAAAAACUUAUAAACUAGACUUAGAGCCUCCAAAACGGAAUGUGUUCGUGACACAGCUGCACGCGAGAGAUGAUGAGGAUGACAUCACACAGAUACCAGUGGUACGAGAACCAGGGCAUCGUCUUCUGGAAUCCAGCACGAACACGCGCCAAAGAACCCUUCUCUUAAAACAAGAAGUUGAGACUGAUAAGGUGGAUGCUGAAUUAGAAGCCAAACGGCGAGAGUUUAAGGAACGAAUGGAUGCAUGUGAAAAACGAAGAAUUGAAGUCCAGAAAAAACAACAAAGGAUGAAGGACAGGGUGGCAAAGUUUGAAAAAUUUAUUGAAGAAAAUGAAGUAAAACAGAGACGAGCCAUACAGAAAUAUCAACAAGAAGUUCGAUUACGAGCCAUGAAAAAGUCCGAAUUACAAAUACUCACUGAACAGCUGGAACAGAUAAAACAAAGACAUCGAUCUUUACAGAAGUUAUUAGCUCAAUAUAAAAAAUAUGAAACGUAUUUAUUAGCUGUGGUUGAAGCAAUGCCUGAAGAUUAUAUUACAUCAAGUGAAGAUAAAGUUAAAGGUUUAAUGAUGAGACAUCGAACAUUAGAUGAAGCAAACACAGAUUUACUCUCUAAUCUGAAUGCUAUAGGAGAUGAAUUUGAGGCCACAAAAGCGAAAUUAGAUUUACUAAAACAAGAACAUAACACGAAGAAACUCUGGUACAACAGUCGACUAGCAGAACUUAAAACUCUAGAGGAACAAAAGAGUGGAAAAAAUCAGAGGAAAGAACAAAACUUUUUAUUAACCAAAGAUAAUCUGAAAUUUAAGAGAACAGAGUUAGGUAUAACAUUAAUGGCUAUAGAUAAUAUCUACGAAAAAUGUAGAAAAGAAAAAAGUUACGAUUUACCAGCAGAUAAAGUGAACAUUGAUGAUAAACUGAAACAUAUAGAGUAUCAUCUGAAGGAAAGAGAACAAGUAGCACAUAUUGUCCAGACAGACACAGGAACUACGAUAGACUCUUUUAAACCAGACUCUCCAAAGCCCUCUAAAGAAAAACAAACAAGAAGUGUCCGAGUGAAAGUGCCCUAAUGUGCUGAUUAAAGCACAGAAAAUUCUACCAUUCUAGUGACUUUCCCGUUGUUUUACAAUUACUGUGCUUCAUUUUCGUUGUGGCGGUCAAGAUGUUAUAUUGACCAGAAUCGUACUACGAUUGAAUUAUACGAAAUGACGAACCAGGACGUAUAUGUGCUACAGCUACCAUCAAAUUGAUGAUCAUCAUUUGCUUGAUAAAGGCGAGAGUAUCAUCGUUAAUAAACCAGUAAUUGUUAUUCUAUAAAUAGUUUUUAGUGUGAUAUACGAAUUGGUUGUGCUAAAACAUAACAGUGAAAAAAUAAAUCAAGUAGUCCUUUCCAAAUGCCAUAUAUUUGAUCAGUAUUCAUUUUAAAUUUUAAAGAUACAUUAUGGGAUAUUAAAGAGCUAGCAGUUCUCUCUUUUAUAAUUAAAAACUAGAUAAUGUAAAGGGAAUUUGCUGAAAACUUCAGUCAAAUUCAUCCAUUCUGAACCGAGAAUUUAGCUAUUGAAAUUUUGCCUAGCCUCGAUCAUCAUUACUAAAUCCUUAUAAGACAUAUAGAAAUAGAUUUCACUAAAAAUAAAACACACUUAUAUGGAUAUACUACUAAAUUCAGAAGUAGUAUAUCCAUAUAAGUGUGUUUUAUCAUUACUAAAGUCGGUAUGUAAAAAAACAUAGUCUCGAUUAUCCAUUUCCUGAUUUAAUCAUGAGUGAAAGUUGAGGAGCAAAUAGGAAAUGAAAUGAAAUGGGGUUUAAUGUCCUACUGUUCUGCUCCUAUACUGGGCUAAUGAAGACGGGGAGCAAAUAGGGACCUAAUCCAGUAAAUAUCGGAGGCUAGUGAUGACAUCUAGAGUUGAUUAUGGUCUGGAUAAAUUAAUUAAUGUCAAAUUAAUAAUUAAUAUAACAUUUCAGACCAGCAAUAGGCAGAUUUAGCUCUUGUAUAAUGUAUGUUUAAAGAUGUCUUGGAAGUAAACAUCCUAAAAUAUA